UUCCAUUUUGAUCAACUCCGUGAAGCAGUCGAUCAAGGAGGCUGUGAAACAUCAGAAGUGCAAUUUUUCACAAGGGCGAAACCAAUUUUCCUAGUGCAGGCCGGUGAGGUUUUGUGAUUUUGUACUUUCCCAAGAAGUGCGUUUGCGUUUUGGCCACAGAGAUCGCGAGGAAAUUGGAGAUAUCGGCUGAAAAGAGACGCGCAAAGCUCGCAUCGUUCGAAUGGCGUCAAUUCAGCAGUGGAACUCGUAUGAUUUUCUAAAUGAGAAUCUGAGCCACAGCCUCUCCGGAUCAGACAACAUGCUGAAGACAUCGAUUAACUCUCUGUUCGAGCAUGAUCUUAUGAAUUCGAGCUAUUCAACGGGCGCUGAAGAUGCCCAGUCUCUUCCGGAUGCGUCGUAUUACAACCGUAGGCACUUGCAGUCCUUCGGCAGUGCUUUCCUGGAGCCACCAAUAGCGACCAACUCCCUUCCCGUCACGCCCACGAGCCUCCAGCCCACCCUGGACUUCGAUCCUCUGCAGCUUGGACAUCUGUUCAAGGGCUCGGAUGCUCUCCAGAGAAGCUCUCUGAGUCUGGACACGCCACCAUCACCUAAAGCGCUGCCCAAGAACCCGUUCAACUUUCCGCACAAUUUCAGUCACUCGCAGGAGAAUUUCUCGUCCAGCACGAGCAGUGGCGCCAAUUCUCCAGUGAGCGACAGUCCAGUUCCCACACUCGAGAAUCUCCUCGAGAUCGUGAAUUUGAUGAACGUGAGGAAUCAACAGAUGGCCAUUCUUCGCAACUCAGAGGCCCAGAAUCCUCUGAACAUGCUCCUGCAGCUGCAGCAGAGCGGCAUUGAUCCUGUGACUCACUUGAAUUUGCUCUAUGCCAAUCAGUUGAAAAACCUCCAGAUGGUCCAGAAUCACAGCGCGAGCAGUGAUCAUCUGCUUGAUUACAUGGCAAAGAACCAUCGCCAAUCUCACGCCGCAACGGAGAAUUCAUUCACUUGGCAUGGCUCUCUGCCAACACGCAAUCACGACAGCAUCACGUACUCGACGAAGGUGUUUGUGGGUGGAAUCCCAUGGGAAACCACAGAGGGUUGUCUCAUGGAGAUGUUUAGUCAGCUUGGCUCAGUGCGAAUCGAGUGGCCAGGCAAAGAGAACCGUACAUCGCGUCCGCGCGGCUGCGCUUACCUGAUUUUCGAGCGCGAAGAGCAGGUGAAGGAGUUGCUGAGCAUUUGUCAAGUGCACGAGGAUGCUGGCGAGCGGAAGUACUUCUACCGUUUGCUGCCGAAAGGCAAGGAAGUGGAGGUGAUUCCGUGGAUCGUCUCGGACUCUCUGUAUAUCAAGCGCACAACGUUGACGCUUGAUCCGAAGAUGACUGUGUUCGUGGGAGCUCUGCACGGGAAGCUGACGGCUGAGGGUCUCGCGGAGAUCAUUGACGUGCUGUUCGGUGGUGUGAUUUAUGCGGCGAUUGACACGGACAAGCACAAGUAUCCGAUGGGCGCAGGAAGAGUGACGUUUGACAACGCUCAAUCCUACGUGAAGGCUGUGAGGGCGGCCUUUGUGGAGAUCAAGACGCCCAAGUUCAAGAAGAAGAUACAAAUUGACCCGUAUCUUGAGGACAACCUGUGCUCGUCGUGCAACAUACAACAGGGCCCGUACUUCUGCCGUGAGAUCCAAUGCUUCAAGUACUAUUGCCGCACGUGCUGGCAACAGAGGCACUUCCUGGUGCCGCUCUAUUACAACCACAAGCCCAUGAGUCGCAAUUCCAAGUCACAGACUCUGGUUGGCAUUGGGCCGCCGUGCUCAGGCAGCGUUUAUUCGGGAUUUCAGCGCUAGACGCGCUCCUGAUUUUGUGUACUUCCAAGUUAGAGUUUCUCAAGUCUUUGAGAUCAUGUCCAGAAACUGAAUUUCUGCCACCUUUUAUUAAAUCACAGCCCAUGAUUUCUUUUUGCAUAUAAAAUUGGGAAAUAUGAUACUAUAUAGGUUCAUAUAUAGUCAGAAUGUUUAAAAUAUUUAACCUUUUUAAUUAAGUGCUCAAUGGAGAAUUUUGCAGGGCAAAACUUGGCCAUAUUGAGAUUGAGGUUUUCUCUGGGCUACGAAAUGUCAAGUAUUAUUGUGUGCUUUUCCAGCUCAGUUAUUACAUUGUAUAAGGCGAUUAAUUGAGGAGCGAUUUAUGGAUUAGUGGGUGGAGUAGAGUUAAGAAGAGUCUGUUUUUUUCUUUAUUAUUCGUUUUCGCCAUUUUAUUGAGGAAUUUCUUUGCAAUAAAAAUGGAAGUUAUUUAGUUUUAAGAGAGAGAGA
Molecule: messenger RNA, 2281 nt
Organism: Phlebotomus argentipes
Lineage: Eukaryota; Metazoa; Arthropoda; Insecta; Diptera; Psychodidae
Gene: orb
Product: cytoplasmic polyadenylation element-binding protein 1
Exons: 4
Coding region: 221-1819 (532 amino acids)
Biological process (GO): negative regulation of cytoplasmic translation
Cellular component (GO): neuron projection; nucleus; cytoplasm
Molecular function (GO): translation factor activity, RNA binding; mRNA regulatory element binding translation repressor activity; mRNA 3'-UTR binding
Source: RefSeq, a predicted model, not a curated record